Molecule: messenger RNA, 3141 nt
Organism: Balaenoptera acutorostrata (minke whale)
Lineage: Eukaryota; Metazoa; Chordata; Mammalia; Artiodactyla; Balaenopteridae
Gene: HVCN1
Product: hydrogen voltage gated channel 1
Exons: 9
Coding region: 577-1335 (252 amino acids)
Biological process (GO): proton transmembrane transport
Cellular component (GO): plasma membrane
Molecular function (GO): voltage-gated proton channel activity
Source: RefSeq, a predicted model, not a curated record
GCCGAGCUCCCAGUUGCUGCGGUGGCCGCCGGCGGGCCGGGCGCAGGGUAAGUGCUCCAGGGCCCGCCCGGGGCGCGCUGCCCUUCUCCGAGCCCUCCCAGCCCGAGCCUGCCAGGGACCCCCGCGAGAUCCCAGGAGGCCCCGGUUUGCCCUGGGUUCUAGCGUUUCCCAGCUUGGGGGAACGCGGGCAGGCAGUGAUAACUCAGGGAUCCCUGCCUGGCCCACGGAUUCUAGAAUCCAGUGGAGGAGAGGAGGACAGGAGACAGCACACACAUCUCCCCUUGAAAACGGAAGUGUUGAUAAGAACUACCCUUUUGUAUGGAGUGCUUACAUGGGCCAGGUGCCUUCACUUCAUCACAUGCCGCGUAGCAGCAGCAGCAACAGAUCCGGAGACGACAGGAAAAUGGCCACCUGGGAUGAAAAGUAAUACUGAAAGAAAUAGAUCUGGAGUAAAGGUCUGCUCAUUGGGGUGAAUGACAGCAGGUGAACAUUUGCUGUGAACAUUCUUGAACAUGUUACUGAUUUGAGUACAUAUGGGCAGUCACCCGCAGGGCCAAGGUGGCUCCCGCCGAGAGGAUGAGCAAGUUCUUAAAGCACUUCACCGUCGUUGGGGAUGACUACCACGCGUGGAACAUCAACUACAAGAAGUGGGAGAAUGAAGAGGAGGACGAGGAGGAGCAGCCACCGCCCACACCGGCCUCGGGCGAGGAGGGCAGAGCUGCUGAUCCUACCACGGCGCCUGCGCCUGCCCCCGUGCCCAGGCCCCGCCUCGACUUCAGGACCACUUUGAGGAAGCUCUUCAGCGCCCACAGGUUUCAGGUUAUCAUCAUCUGCCUGGUCGUUCUGGAUGCCCUCCUGGUGCUCGCCGAGCUCGUUCUGGACCUGAAGAUCAUCCAGCCUGACAAGAACAACUAUGCCGCCAGGGUGUUCCACUACAUGAGCAUUGCCAUCUUGACCUUUUUUAUGAUGGAGAUUUUCUUUAAAAUAUUUGUCUUCCGCUUGGAGUUCUUUCACCACAAGUUUGAAAUCCUGGACGCCAUCGUCGUGGUGGUUUCCUUCGUCCUCGACGUUGUCCUCCUUUUCCGGGAGCAUGAGUUUGAGGCUCUAGGGCUGCUGAUUCUGCUCCGCCUGUGGCGGGUGGCCCGGAUCAUCAACGGGAUAAUUAUCUCGGUUAAGACACGUUCUGAACGGCAACUACUAAGGUUAAAACAGAUAAAUAUACAACUGGCCACCAAGAUCCAACACCUUGAAUUCAGCUGCUCUGAGAAGGAACAAGAAAUUGAAAGACUUAACAAGCUACUGAGACAGAAUGGGCUUCUUGGUGAGGUGAACUAGAGGCAUACCUGCUCCACCCCAGAGGGAAGACCUGCCUCACGGGCUUGUGACGAGGAAGACAGCCGCCCCUCCUGGGGCCAUGUUGGGGAGAGGUUUGCUUUGAUGGCUUUGCCUCACUGCUGCCAGCUCAGAUUCUGGGGGACACAGUCUUUCAGAGGCUCUAUUUCUUCCUUGGUGUGACUGAGAACGUCCCAUCCCAUUCCCACCCCACACUGUGUAACAAAUGUAUCAUAAACUAUAUUUUUCUCAUGCUGAACACUUUACUCUUGCUUGAAAAUGAACAACAAGCUGGACAAUUACUAGCUGUAUAUAAAACUUAAUCUCAUCAAAUGUACAGUUUUCACAUUUCACAUGUAUAUUAAGGAACCAGUGCAUCCUUUCAUAUGACCACUCUGAAAGACAAAAGAGAAAAAAGAGAGCUACCUUAGCUAUCAGCACAUUCUAGAAAAGUCUUUUCUGUUUCCAAGCUGUUCUAAACAGCUAAUCACAAUUUCCCCCAAGGAGCUUGUUCUCAAGUACCCAGCCCCUCCUCUGCAUCCUCCAGCUUUUAGCUGGCUCCACCUAGUUCUGCCCCCUGACAACAUUUUUCUCAAUUACUGUACAAUUAAUGUAUAAAAUAAACUCUCUCCUUCCCGCGGGCCCUCCUACUGUAUUCUUUCUAGGUUCAACUGCUUGGAAUCACUCUGUGGCAUCCUAUACCGGCCCACUAGCUGGAGAGCAAGCUAGCUCCAGUGCCUGGUACAAAAGUAGCAAUUAGACCCAAGACUCCACUGUAAUUAACAUGACAUUUGGGGGAAGAUCCCCUCCUGAGGCCUUGUACUCUACUUGCAUGAUUUUAUACAACUUGCUAUUUUUGUACUCAUUUUAACGGGACCUGAAAAGAAAGCCUGAACUAAAAAUAAUAUUUUAAAAAAUAACUCACAUUAAAGCAGGGGAUGAAUAAACUGGAUAAACCCUCAACGCCUGCACUACUUCAAGGUCUGUUCUCUUUACGUUCUUCCCAAAGGUGCAACUUGGCUUCCGCAUAUGACCUAUGUGUUGAGAGUACUGGAAAUGGCCAAGCCAGACCCCUUCUAAAGUCAGAGCAAGUAGAAUGAAAUUCCCAAAGGGAGAAAAGAGAGGAGGGAAGUGAGUGGAGAGGGGAAGUGUGUUGGCUUGGGGGCAACCUCAAGGGUUAUACGUAUAAUAAAGUGGGAUGUCUCCGAGGGACCCUGGGCCCCACACGUGCUUGAUUAGACAGGUGUGGUGUAGUUUCCCUAUUUAAUGACUUACGUCAAACAAAUGGGAAGAAGAAGUUAAAGGGCAGCCUAGCAUUGAUGGUUGGCCGAGCUCUGAAGCCUGCCUCUGCAGGUGCAGACACAUCUACAAAAGUAACCGCAGUGGAAAUAAGAAUUGUCCUUUUAUUUCCUGAGUUGGUCUGUAAUAAAAAAAAAAUCAGAGUGAUGCAAGCCCUGCCCUCCAGUGUGUUCACCAGGAUAACAAAGAUAGGACAGCUUUCAUUUCCUUCCUCACCCGACCACUGUUGGUUCAUGAAUCUGGUAGGUACGUGGAGGGCUAAUCAGCCAUUAACUCAGAGGAGAGAUUCAGUUUUCACUCAGGUUGUCCUAACACAUUGAUGCCAUUCACAACUCAAGACAAGAGUUUUAAAGAUUAAAUCUAAACAAGAAUGUUAAUGUGAAUAAAACCACUGUGUUCAGAGGAGUUUUUUUCCUCCAAGUAAAAGAUAAUGACUGCUAAAUUGUUUUAAGAAUCCAGAUUGUUUAAAUUUUAAUUAUCUUUUUUACAAAAUAAAUUUCACCUAUCACA